GUGUUCCAACGAAUUGUGAUUCAUGCUCUCAGGUAUUAACAUAUAGUAUGACUUGUGAAUCAUGAAGUGAAACUGAGCAACGGCAGUAAAUCGUGUCAGAUGGUUUCCUGACCACAUCGUACUAGACGCGCUCGCUUUGUUGAGCGCAGUUGUGUGACGCCGCGUCACUUGCAGAGUAUUGUUAUACAUGAGCAUCAACUGACCGAUGAUGGGGGUUUUAUUUCUGGAAUACCUACUAUCAAAACAAGGAAUUCUGAAGGUCGCUCAGCUCGUGAUUGUACUGGUAGCGUUCAUUUGUGUUCGUUCCACGUGGUACAACAGCUUCUACGCUUACGGUUUCUUUGAAGCGGUGACGCUCGGUUACUCCAUCACGGUCGCUGUUUUUCUAAUACUGACUGUAUUUGGGGUUCCGAAAAGGGCAUCGUUUGUGAACUGGAAGAUAGCCGAGUUUGUGCUGGAUACACUGGGAUUCAUCUUCAUCUCCACUGGUUCCAUUGUCGCUGCUGUGAAGACUUAUGAAACCCCCAUUCUGGUUGCCGCCUCAGUUUGUGGUCUUCUGGCUUCAUAUCUCUCAGUUGUUAGUGUGAUACUUUCAUUUGUUGCGGCUCGCCACUUACAACCUGCGGAUACACCAGUAUAAAACUUUGUCUUGAUGUUUAUAGUGCUUCUUCUGAAAACUGCCCUCAUCCCAUGACAGCUUGGAUGGGGAGUUAAUAAUGGGUAUGGAUGUUUUAGUAAACUUACAUGGAAUAUAAAAAACUUUAUCACAAUAUUAUUUAUUGCACACAUGGUUUAUUGCAGUGAGAUAGUUUUAAUACUAUAAUUAUUGUUAUGUUUAAUAUUACAAAAAUGUAUUAGAAAUACCCUUUACAGGUGCAUAAAAUUUAAGAGAUGGCUUUUAUUUUGUACAAUUUAAUGUUAUAAUAGUCUCAUCAAUGUUUUGUUAAUUAUUUGUUUACUAAAUUAUCUUUAAACCAAAUUAACAAAACUUCUAUCUAUUGCUUUAUGGAAGAAAAU
Molecule: messenger RNA, 1017 nt
Organism: Labeo rohita (rohu)
Lineage: Eukaryota; Metazoa; Chordata; Actinopteri; Cypriniformes; Cyprinidae
Product: CKLF-like MARVEL transmembrane domain-containing protein 7
Exons: 5
Coding region: 206-640 (144 amino acids)
Cellular component (GO): membrane
Source: RefSeq, a predicted model, not a curated record